UAAGGCUAAAAAUUAUACCUUACAUGAUUAUUAUGAUGUCUAUUCUAGUGAUAAAACUUUUUGUAGUCUGUGUACAAGUUGGUGACUUUUAGAUUAUAUUGAAUUUAUCUUCCCAUCAAUUUUUAAAAAUAUUAUAAUAUAAACUACAGAAUGGCAAUUAUUCGCUUUUAUCGAAAAACAGAAUAUUUACCAAAUUCUGAGUACUUCAAAAUUCUACAGCUUAAGUCAAUAUCAUCUGACUUAAUUGAUAUUCAAAUUGAAAAUUGUUUUUACAUUGAUGCUGGAAACCAAGAUAAUUUAUCUGUUGAUUCAUUAAAGAAGCUAGAAUGGUUGUUGGCUGACCCUUAUCAUAAAACUGGAUUAAGUACCUUAAGUUUUCUAGAUGAAAAAUUAAAUGAUUAUUUGAUAGAAGUGGGUCCAAGGUUGAAUUUUUCAACACCCUUUUCUAGUAAUGUUAUAUCCAUUUGUAAAACAAUAGAUUUAAAUUUUAUAAAAAGGUUUGAGAAGUCAACUCGUUAUUUACUAUCUUUUUCUAAAGAAGGAAUUGUUACUUCUGAAUUUAUUGAUCAGAUUAAAAAUAUUCUUCAUGAUCAAAUGGUUGAAACUAUUUAUUCAACACCAUUAGAAUCGUUUGAAAUUAAAAAAUCUAAAGAUAAUUGGUAUGAAGUAGAUAUAUUGAAUAAAGGAAUGGAUGCUAUGAUUGAUGUCAAUGAAAAACUAGGUUUAGCAUUUGAUAAAUGGGAUAUAGAAAACUAUACUAAUAUGUUUUUAAAAUUAAAACGAAAUCCAACAAAUGUUGAAUGUUUUGAUUUAGCUCAAUCUAAUUCUGAACAUAGUCGUCAUUGGUUUUUCAAGGGUCAUCUAAGGAUUAAUGGAGAACCUAUAAAAAUGUCUCUUUUUGAUAUGAUUAUGGAAACUCAAAAUUUUUCUAAUGCAAAUAAUGUAAUUAAAUUUUGUGAUAAUAGCAGUGCUAUAAAAGGAUUUACUGUAAAACAUAUAAUACCAAAUGAUUCUUCUAGUCCUAGUAAAUACAUUCCUCUACAGUCAAAUUUUAAUUUAGUAUUUACUGCUGAAACACAUAAUUUUCCUACUGGAGUUGAACCUUUCAGUGGUGCUUCAACUGGGACUGGAGGAAGAAUUAGAGAUGUGCAAGCUGUUGGCAGAGGAGGACAUUGUAUUGCUGGAACUGCAGCAUACUGUGUUGGAAAUCUAUUCAUUCCAGGAUAUGAUUUGCCUUGGGAAGAUCCAUCUAUGAAAUAUCCCUCAAAUUUUGCAAAACCUCUCAAAGUACUAAUAGAAGCAUCCAAUGGGGCUUCUGAUUAUGGAAAUAAAUUUGGUGAACCUAUAAUUUGUGGGUUUGUUAGGUCAUUUGGUAUGGUUUUUAAUGAUGAACGCCGUGAAUGGAUUAAACCUAUAAUGUUUACUGGAGGACUUGGUACUAUGCUAGAAAAAUAUACUGAAAAAAAAAGGCCUGAAAAAGGGUUGCAAGUUGUAAAAAUAGGUGGUCCAGUUUAUAGAAUUGGAUUAGGAGGAAGUUCAGCAAGUUCAUUUCAAGUACAAGGUGUUAAUAAAUCUAGCUUAGAAUUUGAGGCUGUUCAAAGAGGAGAUCCAGAAAUGGAACAAAAGAUGAAUCGAGUAAUUAGAGCUUGUAUAGAAAGCUCAAAACAUAAUCCAAUACUCAGUAUUCAUGAUCAAGGAGCUGGUGGAAAUGGUAUUAAAAAUUAUGUUUUUAUUUUUAUAAUAAUUGUGGUAAAUAGCUAUAAUAAUUNUAAUGCAAUACUAUGCGAAGAAAAAGAUUUGAAAUUUUUAAAUAAAAUUUCUUUACGUGAAAAAUGUCCAGUUUUACCUGUGGGAGUUGUUACGGGAGAUGGAAAAGUAAUUCUUGCGGAAGAUGAUUAUAUUGAUUGUAAAAAUAGGAAACAUCCUGUAAAUUUGGAUCUUGAUGUUGUGUUGAAUAAAGUCCCCCAAAAAGUGUUUGACUUAACUUCAAAGUCAAAAAAGUUAACAUGUGUUAAUUUAUCCGGUAUUAUACUUUUUGAAGCAUUAGAUAAAGUUUUAAGAUUACCUUCUGUGUCUAGUAAAAGAUACUUGACUAACAAAGUUGAUCGAUCAGUAACUGGUCAAAUAGCUCAACAACAAUGUGUUGGUCCUCUACAUACUCCUCUUAGUGAUGUGGCUGUUACUGUUGUUUCUCUACUAGAUACAGUUGGUAUAGCUACGUCAAUAGGCGAACAACCUAUCAAAGGAUUAUUAAAUUCUGCUGUUGGAGCAAGAAUGGCAGUAGCUGAAUCAGUAACUAAUCUAGUAUUUGCUCCUAUAUCAUCAUUAGAGGAUGUUAAAUGUAGUGGUAACUGGAUGUGGCCCGCUAAAUUAAUUGGUGAAGGCACUGAACUAUUUUAUGCUUGUAAAGCUAUGUGUGAUGUAAUGAAAGUAUUAGGUAUUGCAAUUGAUGGCGGAAAAGAUUCUUUAAGUAUGGCUGCAAAGGUCGACAAUGAAAAUGUGAAAGGACCUGGAUCAAUUGUAAUAUCAACAUAUGCUCCGUGUAUUGAUGUGAGUAUUAUAGUUACUCCUGAUUUAAAAGGACCUAGACAAAAUUUUAUAAAAAAAACUGAAAGUUACCUUUUGUUGAUUGACUUAUCUAAUGGUAAUAAACGUCUUGGUGGAUCAGCUUUAGCUCAGUGUUAUGGACAGCUUGGUGACAUUUCACCAGAUUUAGAUGAUCCUCAUUUAUUAAAGAAAGCUUUUGAAGAUGUUCAAACAUUAGUGAAGGAUAAAAAAUUACUAUCAGGUCAUGAUAUAAGUGAUGGAGGCUUAAUAACAUGUAUUUUGGAAAUGGCUUUUGCUGGAUAUAGUGGAUUCCAUGUUGAUUUAAAUAAGAUACCAAAUCCUAAUUGUGCAAGUGAUAUUGAAAUUUUAUUUGCUGAGGAAUGUGGUUGGGUAUUAGAAGUUGAAGAAAUAUAUGUUGAAGAUGUUCUUUCAAUUAUUAGAGCACCUACAUUUAUAAUUGGGAGAACAAUUAUGUAUGGAAAUGAAUCUCGUAUAAUAAUAGAAAAUAAUGGAAAUAUUAUUAUUGAUCAUAAAAUGAUAGAUUUAUUUAAAAUAUGGGAAAAAACUAGUUAUGAGAUAGAAAAAAUUCAAUCAAAUAAAAAUACUGCUUCUCAAGAGUAUGAAAUACUUUCAUAUAGAUCGGGACCAGUUUAUUCUGCUGAUUUUAUUGUUACAAAUCCUAUACUUAGUGAUAAUCGUCCAAAAGUGGCAGUUCUUCGUGAAGAAGGAACUAAUGGUGAUCGUGAAAUGAGUGUUGCAUUGUUUAUUUCUGGUUUUGAUGUUUGGGAUAUAACUGUUCAAGAUCUCUUAUAUAACCAUGUUAAUAUCGAGCAAUUUAGAGGCUUGAUAUUCCCAGGAGGUUUUAGUUAUGGAGAUGUUUUGGGUUCAGCUAAAGGAUGGGCUGCAAGUUUGGCUUUUCAUCCAGAAGUUAAAAAAAGUUUAGAAUAUUUUAUGGCUAAAGACAAUACAUUCAGUCUUGGGAUUUGUAAUGGGUGUCAACUAAUGUGCUGUCUUGGCUUAGUUGGUGAUAUAAAAAGCAAUAAUUCUUUCAAUAUUGAAUCUCCAUCUGUAGUUUUAGCUCAUAAUAAAUCUGGGAAAUUUGAGAGUCGCUUUAGUACUGUCAAAAUCAAUCCUUCCAAUUCUUUAAUGUUCAAAAAUAUGGAAGAAAGUAUCCUUGGUGUUUGGGUUGCUCAUGCUGAAGGACGGUUUGAAUUUAAAAAUGAGAAUGUUAAAAGGUCCUUAAUAAAAAAUAAUUGUAUUCCUUUAAAAUAUGUUGAUGAUCAAAAAUUACCAACUGAAAAUUAUCCAAUGAAUCCUAAUGGAACAUCUGAUGGUAUAGCUAGUAUAUGUUCCAAGGACGGAAGACACUUAGCUAUCAUGCCUCACCCAGAAAGAAGUAUUUUUAAGUGGCAAUGGCCAUAUACAUAUGGCUUAGAUUGUUCAAAAAAAGAUAACUUUGCUCCAUGGAUGCAAAUGUUUUUCAAUGCUUAUAACUGGUGUUUAAAAAAUUGAAUGAUAUGUAGUCAUUUCUGCUUAAAAUUUAUUUAUUAAAUUUGAAUUAAUAAAUAAAUUUGAAUUUUUACUUAAAAUAAUUAUGAGAACCAAUAAAAAUGAGGUUUUGUUAAAUUUUUUAAUGUUAUGUUUAAAUAAAAUUCAGACAAAAAGAAUUA
Messenger RNA from Daktulosphaira vitifoliae (grape phylloxera), 4217 nucleotides. It is a transcript of the gene Pfas, whose product is annotated as phosphoribosylformylglycinamidine synthase. The transcript has 21 exons. The coding region runs from base 151 to 4059 and encodes 1302 amino acids. NCBI's taxonomy places the organism in Eukaryota, Metazoa, Arthropoda, Insecta, Hemiptera, Phylloxeridae. The record is from RefSeq and is a predicted model, not a curated record.